Molecule: messenger RNA, 744 nt
Organism: Gamsiella multidivaricata
Lineage: Eukaryota; Fungi; Mortierellomycota; Mortierellomycetes; Mortierellales; Mortierellaceae
Exons: 2
Coding region: 1-744 (247 amino acids)
Source: RefSeq, a predicted model, not a curated record
AUGAUUUUCCUCGACAGCCUGUUGGUGGACAGGUUGCUCGAGGUCAAGCACAGCUCAAUUGACGGUAUAUCUUCGGACCACAAGAUGGUUGCGGUAAAACUGACACUCCACGGGCUCACGGAGGCGCCAUCCAGCCCGAUCAAGUACAAGAAACCAAAGGGAUUCCGAUUCAGCUUCCGUGACACAGGCAAGUUAGAGUGGACUGCAUUCAAGGAAGCAUUGGACGACCUUCUCAGCGACAAGGAAAAAAUGAGAGAGUUAGGACUCAAGGAGCCAACCGAGGACAAUGACACGAACACGCUGGAAGAUCUUCACAAAGUAGACGUGGAAAGGGCGUGGCGGUGGUACUCCAAGAACAUGCUUCAGUGCGCAAAGGAUACUCUGCCAGGAAAGAUUGUGGGCAGGUCAGGAAUGAAGCCAGAAUCGGAUCUUUCCGCGUUACAUUUGGUCCGCGAUCUCGGUCGGAUCAAACAGCUGGCAAAAUCGAUUACGGAGAGACGACAAAUUGAUUUGGAGGACGACGCGCGGGCGCGACUCAUGGAAGAACACGUCAAGUUCAAUCAACACGCAGCGUGGUGGCGAGACAAAAUGAAAACGCCAAUGGAGGAUCUCGAAGCGGUACCAGGAUGGCAUGACGCGGAGGAAAUCUGGGAGGAAUGGGUCACCAGUGUGGACAAGGGCGCUGAGAGGGCUGCAGGUGGAGAGGAAGGUGGCGAAUGCAGGAAAAAUGACGGAAUGGAUUGA